CUAGCUAGUGUAGCUUAACCCUGGUACCUUCUGUCCUCCUCCAGCCUCAGCCGCAGCAUCCUUGGCUCCCCGCAGAGGGUGCUGGUAGGACGCAGGGCCUGCGGAGGGAGAGGUCCUGGCCUGGGCACGCUUCCCGAAGAGGCCCCGGGACCGCCGCUGGAUGGAGUCGGGCUGCAUUCAGACAGCAAUGGCUAUGGGUCUGACAUCGAAGAAGGCGUCUGCUCGGAGCGUGGCGGUGGAGCGAAAAAACCUCAUCACGGUCUGCAGAUUCUCCGUGAAGACUCUCCUGGAAAAAUACACAGCAGAGCCGAUAGAUGAUUCCUCGGAGGAGUUUAUAAACCUUGCUGCUAUUUUAGAGCACAUCCUCAGCCAUCGCUUCAAAGGUAACACAGCAGGUUCAGGAAGCUGGUUCAGCUCCGAUGGGCAGCGCAACUUCUGGGAGUACAUUCGGCUGGCGUGCAGCAAGGUGCAGAACAACUGCAUCGCCAGCAUCGAGAACAUAGAGAACAUCAGCACGUCACGAGCCAAGGGUCGGGCGUGGAUCAGGGUGGCACUGAUGGAGAAACGCCUGUCUGAAUACGUGUCCACCGCCCUGAGGGACACAAGAACAACCAGGAGGUUUUACGAUGAAGGAGCCAUCAUGCUGAGGGAGGAGGCCACGGUUCUGACCGGCAUGCUGAUCGGACUGAGCGCCAUUGACUUCAGUUUUUGUUUGAAGGGUGAGACCCUGGACGGAAAAUCUCCAGCUGUGAUCGACUACACGCCCUACCUGAAGUUCACUCAGAGCUACGACUACCUGAGUGACGAGGAGGACCGCCGCAGCGUGGACAGCAGUAACAGCGAGGAGAGCAUCCCUGAGCAUCCUUACAUCCCGCUGGUGACCGACGAGGAGAGCUGGAGCAACAAGUGUCGCAAGAUGGAGCAAAGGUUCAAGAUCGUCUACGCUCAGAAGGGUUAUCUGGAGGAGCUGGUGCGCCUGCGGGAGUCGCAGCUGAAGAACGUUGAGACAGAAAACAAGCGUCUGAGAGCCAAGGUGGAGGAGCUGACGGUGCAGGGUCAGCAGGAAAAGAAGGAGCUGGAGGCCAUCGUGCUGGAGCUGCAAGCACAACUCUCUGCCCUCACACCUUGUGAUCCUUCUCAUCUGGCUAAAGAUCUUUCCAUCCCGCUGAUCAACCAGUGGUCUGACGUCACAAACAACCAAGGAGACAUCAAACUGUUCCGCCGGAGGAGUUUCCACAGUCUGGAGCAGCUUUCUGCUGAAGUCAGCCUGAACUCUGACUCCCAGAGGACCGACGGGAGACAAAAUGGAGACGCUGCCUGGAGCUCAGCAGGAAAGGACAACACUCCCUCCAUGUUGGGUCUGUGCGGCUCGCUGGCCUCUCUGCCGAGCUCCAAGUCUCUGGCGAGCCUGAAGUCCAGCGAGUGUUUGGUGAACAUCAGUACCGAACCCAGCCCCACGCUCUCCCCCAGCUAGGAGCUGCAGACAGAUGGGACCCACAUCGCCUGGUGAUGCUGCUCUGACCACGCCCAAGCACCUGACCAAACCCCUGCUCCCGCCAUGUUCUCAUCUCCGUCAAAUAAAAACAGGAACGUCGUGGCUUUUUGUACACGAGACACCGUUAUGAAGCUAAAACGAGUCAUUUUCUCUUUGCCUUAUCUUUUCAAGUUUGCUUUUACCCUCCAAACCCUGUAUCAUCCAACGUCAUAAAAACCUUUUCCAAAACA
Messenger RNA from Nematolebias whitei (Rio pearlfish), 1725 nucleotides. It is a transcript of the gene rundc3aa, whose product is annotated as RUN domain containing 3Aa. Bases 161 to 1474 code for a protein of 437 amino acids. The record is from RefSeq and is a predicted model, not a curated record. NCBI's taxonomy places the organism in Eukaryota, Metazoa, Chordata, Actinopteri, Cyprinodontiformes, Rivulidae. The transcript has 11 exons. Gene Ontology annotation, cellular component: cytosol.